AAUGGCUAAGUUUAUUUGAGCUCUAUAAAAGAGCUGUAUGCAUACACAAAUUUAGCACACAUAUGCAGUGCCAUAUAGCUAGUUAGAGCAAAAGAAAGCUAAAAAGAAAACUGAAAACAAAGAGGAAAAGGUUGGGUAUAUUCUAAAGUUCAGUUCAAAUGGCAAUGGUAGAAGAAGGAGGUGCUGAUAAUAAUUACACACAAGAUGGAACUGUGGAUCUCAAAGGAAACCCUGUUCUUAGAUCCAAGAGAGGUGGAUGGAAAGCUUGCUCUUUCAUUGUUGUGUACGAGGUAUUUGAAAGGAUGGCAUAUUAUGGAAUAUCAAGUAAUCUGGUUCUGUACUUGACGAAAAAGCUCCAUGAAGGGACUGUGAAAUCAGCAAACAAUGUCACGAACUGGGUGGGUACCAUAUGGAUGACUCCUAUUUUGGGUGCGUAUGUUGCCGAUGCUCAUCUUGGCCGCUACUGGACCUUUGUCAUCUCAUGCAUCAUCUAUCUCUCUGGGAUGUCUGUGCUAACACUAUCAGUAUCACUUCCAGCACUAAGACCACCCCCAUGUAAGGAAGCCAAUGUUGACGAUUGCCGAAAGGCCUCACCGUUACAAUUAGCAGUAUUUUUCGGUGCCCUUUACACACUAGCCAUAGGCACCGGAGGAACCAAGCCGAACAUCUCAACGAUCGGCGCCGAUCAGUUCGAUGAUUUCGACCCUAAAGAGAAGGAUCAUAAGCUAUCAUUUUUCAACUGGUGGAUGUUUAGCAUUUUCUUUGGGACACUCUUUGCUAAUACAGUACUUGUUUAUAUUCAAGAUAACGUUGGGUGGGCAUUAGGCUAUGGGCUUCCAACUCUUGGCCUUCUCAUAUCUAUUUCUAUUUUCCUGGCUGGUACACCUUACUAUAGACACAAGAUACCCGCUGGCAGCCCUUUUACAAGGAUGGCAAUGGCCAUUGUAGCUGCCAUAAGAAAAAUAAAGAUGCCAAUUCCUAAUGAUCCUAAAGAACUCUAUGAGCUUGACUUGGAAGAAUACGCAAGAAAUGGGAAGUUUAGGAUUGACUCCACACCUGGCUUGAGGUUUCUCAAUAAAGCAGCAGUGAGAACAGGUUCAACUGAUCCAUGGAUGCUUUGCUCAGUAACUCAAGUGGAGGAGACUAAACAAAUGCUAAGAAUGAUACCAGUCUUAAUUGCCACUUUUGUUCCCAGCACAAUGAUUGCUCAGAUCAGUACCCUUUUUGUCAAGCAAGGCACUACCCUUGAUAGAAAUAUUGGCAGCUUUAAAAUCCCUCCAGCAAGUUUAUCAGGAUUUGUGACCAUAGCAAUGCUUAUCUCUGUCGUUCUGUACGAUAGAUUCUUUGUCAGGAUAACGCGAAAAUUGACGAAUAAUCCUAGAGGGGUUACUCUUCUUCAGAGGAUGGGAAUAGGCAUUGUUUUCCAUAUCAUAAUCAUGAUUAUUGCAUCCCUUAUAGAAAGGUACAGACUUAGUGUGGCAAAAGAACAUGGAUUAGUUGAAAAUGGAGGACAAGUGCCUUUAACAAUAUUCAUCUUACUUCCACAAUUUGUCCUUAUGGGAAUGGCUGAUGCAUUUCUAGAGGUGGCCAAGCUCGAAUUCUUCUAUGAUCAAGCACCUGAAAGCAUGAAGAGUCUUGGCACUUCUUAUUCAACUACUAGUCUUGGAAUCGGAAACUUUCUUAGCAGUUUCCUUCUGUCGACAGUUUCUCGUCUCACAAGCAAAAAUGGUCACCAGGGAUGGAUAUUGAACAACUUGAAUGCUUCUCAUCUUGACUAUUAUUAUGCGUUCUUCGCAAUAUUGAACUUCUUUAACUUCCUUUUCUUCUUAGUUGUGAUCAAGUUUUAUGUGUAUAAAGCUGAAGCUUCAGACUCAAUGGAAGUACUAGCUGAACAAUUGAAGGGGAUGAGAUUGCAAGCACCAAAUCAGGAAGUGUCUAAUACAAUACUGAAUUAAGAGUAUAGAUUAUGGAGAAGAAAAAGCUAGCCUAUACAGAAGUCAGAGUCAAAGUUGAAGAUUACAGGGUGAUCAUUUUGCUGCAAACCGCAAACUCCUUGGUCGACCAGCUUGGAAGUCUGCAAAGGAGUGAAAAAUUUGCUUGGAGGUUAUGGUAACUUGAUACUUAAUUGUAUGCUGCAUUUUCUGCAGUGACCCUUGACAAAAGAAAAAUGAAUAGAAAAAGGAAAUUAUGUGUAUUCUACAUGUUGCAAUGAAAAGGAAAAAAAAGAAAAAGAAUAUUUGAAAACUUGCAAAA
This is a messenger RNA of Ricinus communis (castor bean), 2253 nucleotides long. Its product is annotated as protein NRT1/ PTR FAMILY 5.2. Gene Ontology annotation, biological process: transmembrane transport; dipeptide transport. Gene Ontology annotation, cellular component: membrane. The coding region runs from base 159 to 1955 and encodes 598 amino acids. The transcript has 4 exons. Gene Ontology annotation, molecular function: tripeptide transmembrane transporter activity; dipeptide transmembrane transporter activity. Lineage: Eukaryota; Viridiplantae; Streptophyta; Magnoliopsida; Malpighiales; Euphorbiaceae. The record is from RefSeq and is a predicted model, not a curated record.